AUGUCUAACUUGGAGCUGUUCCACACCAAACACUUCCUCUCCUACCUCACUCUCUUCUUCCCAAGCUCUAACUCACAAACCCAAAUGCCUAAAUCAGAUGAAUUCCACACCUUUCACCUCACUCUCUACACAUUCAUCUCCCUCUUGUUGUUCCAUGUUUCCACAGCACAAGCACAAUCCUCCAUGGAGCCUGUGCCCACAUACAUCACCCACCACAGCUGGGAGCCCUCGGUGGCCAUCACAGUUGGAGCCAUCAUCUUUGCUCUUCUUGUGAUGGGCAUCAUCUCCAUCUACCUCCGUAGGUGUGCUGAGUCACGCAUCAUCAUCACCACGCAGACCACCACCCCAGUCCCCUGCUCCUGCGCACAGGGGAUCAACAGAGAACUCCUGAAUACCUUCCCCACCCUCUUCUACUCCAACAUCAAGGACCUCAAAAAGGGUGAAGAAACGCUCGAAUGUGCUGUGUGCUUGACGGAUUUCUCAGAGAAAGACGCCCUCAGACUCCUCCCCAAAUGCAACCACGUGUUUCACCCUCACUGCAUUGAUUCCUGGCUCGCUUCCCACGUGACAUGCCCCGUUUGCCGCGCGAAUCUAAGCCAGGAUUCGUGCCAGGUUGCCAUAACAGUCCCUACCCUUCAUGAUGAGGAAGUUUCCCGAAGUGAAGAAACCAUGGCAGAACCAAAUCAAAACACAAACAUGAACCAUGCCAUGAAUCAGGUUUGUGUUGGAACUCCUACAUUGACCAAUGAUACAGCCAAAACAGUGUAUAUAAGUGAAGAACAGUCUUCAUCUCCUGAUCUUCCUUCUGAGUUAGACACAAACUCAAAUUCUGUCACUAGUGAUUUGGUGGUUGUUGCUGCUGAGAGGAACCUUUCAAGGUCAAACUCUACAGGGCAUUCUCUUGUGGGUGUGGAGAGGUACACCUUGAGGUUACCCGAAGACGUGAGGAGGUACAUUCUGGUGAACCAUGGAAGGAGUGUUCAACGUUCUGCCAGUGUUAAGGGUACGUGUUGGAGUGAUAGCGAGGAGAGUUAUGCGGAAAAGAGGGUGGAGAAGAGGUGGGUGAUUUGUACGCCACCGUUUGUGGCGCGCCAUACCUGA
Molecule: messenger RNA, 1101 nt
Organism: Sphenostylis stenocarpa
Lineage: Eukaryota; Viridiplantae; Streptophyta; Magnoliopsida; Fabales; Fabaceae
Source: the annotation of a GenBank genome assembly